CAGUGCGCACCUGCUCGCCACUAUUCGUCAACGCGGGAUGUGCUAUCGGACUUGCGCUGCGUCGCUCUCUCUCCCUCUCUCUUUCUCUCUCUCUAGCAGUGCCUCUGUAAGGAGAAUCUUAUAAUCAGGUCACAUUUCACCGUAGAUCUCUAACCAAGAAGAAGGGAAGUCAGCCAGCGUGAAUCGCAUCUACGAAGAGCAUCACAAGCAGCCAUGGUCGGGAUGAGAGAUCUGGGGUAUUUUCUUGUCCCCGUCCUGGUUCUGGUGGGGUCCUCGAUGCAAGCGGACGUGAAAUCUGGAAAAGAAGCGCAGAAUGCGGGGAAUUUCAUGGAAGAUGAGCAAUGGCUGUCCACCAUUUCCCAAUACAGCCGCAAGAUCAAACACUGGAAUCGCUUCAGAGACGAAGUGGAGGACGAUUACAUCCGAACUUUGGAAGAAAACCCAGGCUCUGAUGAAAACGUGGACACCACCAAGGACCCCUGCCAGAAGGUGAAAUGCAGCCGGCACAAGGUGUGCAUUGCCCAGGGCUACCAGAGAGCCAUGUGUGUCAACCGCAAGAAGCUGGAGCACAGGAUCAGACAGCCAGCCCUUAAGCCUCAUGAAAGUGGCUGUAAGCCAUGCCCUGUGUCUGCCUCCACGCCAGUGUGUGGCUCCGAUGGACACAACUACGCCUCCCAGUGCAAGCUGGAGCAGCAGGGAUGCCUCACAGGGAAAGAAUUGACUGUGAAGUGCGCUGGCCUUUGCCCCUGCACCACUGAUGCGAUUCCCACCUCCGACACGCAGGGCAAACAUGAGAGCUGCACUGGGCAGGACCUCGCAGACCUAGGCGAUCGCCUGCGCGACUGGUUCCAGCUUCUCCACGGCAACGCCAAGCAGAACAACUCGGGCAAGCCCGGCGCCGGCACAGCCUCGGUUCUGGACAAGAGCUUGGUGGCGAGCUGCAAGGACUCUAUCGGCUGGAUGUUCUCCAAGCUGGACACCAACGGCGACCUGUACCUGGACCAGGCCGAGCUGGCCGCCAUCAACCUGGACAAGUACGAGAUCUGCAUCCGGCCCUUCUUCAACUCCUGCGACAGCUACAAGGACGGGAAGGUGUCCACCGCCGAGUGGUGCCUCUGCUUCUGGAGGGAAAAACCCCCCUGCCUGGCAGAGCUUGAGAGGAUCCAAGUGCAGGAAGUGGCCAAAAAGAAGCCCGGGAUGUACAUCCCCAGCUGCGACGAGGACGGGUACUACAGGAAGCUGCAGUGCGACCAGGGCAAGGGGGAGUGCUGGUGCGCGGAUCAGCACGGCUCCGAGCUGGCGGGCUCCCGGAUCCAUGGCAACCCCGACUGCGAUGAACUGGUGGGCUAUUCGGGGGACUUUGGCAGUGGGGUCGGAUGGGAGGAUGAAGAGGAGAAGGAGGCAGAAGAGAAUGCAGAGGAGGUGGAGGAGGAAGAGGAGGGGGAGGCGGGAGAGGCCGAUGACGGAGGAUACAUCUGGUAGAAUACGACACGAGGAGACGUUGGCUGACGCUAACCGGCUCUCCCGUUUAUGGAAUUAAAAAAAGGAUUGUGGGAACUAAAGGGGCAGACAUCUUUGAACCAAGCUGAAUGACUCUUGGGGUGGGGGGGGAGGGGGCAGGAGGGUGGGGGGGUACCUACUUGACCAGGUUUGGUCUUAAAUAUGUGUGACACUUCAUUAUUUUUCUGUUUCUUGUGCAAGAGAGGAGUUUCCAUUGAGCAGUCUUAGCACCUGGAGUCACAAGCUCUUCAGGCCGUGGGAAGGGCCACAGUAAACAGCGCUCAGGCUAGCGAUGAACAGAUUCCUGUGCCGUAUGCUUGUGCCGUGCAAGUACAAUAUACUACCAGCAAGCAGAACAGCCCAAUCUGCAGGACAAAUUUGUGAGCGUUUCACGGCAAAUGAUUUAUAAUGAAAUCUGAGAUGUAGCGAACAAGCCGUUUCGCCGCCUUUCCAGAUCCGCCAAUAUUUCUCGUUUAGGAGGCAGAUUGACGUUUAUGUCCCGGUUUCCGGAGGAUGCGGAGGGGGAGGCGUUUGGCAAGGGCCUCGGCAGAUUGGUCCUGUCCCGCGUCGCGCUCGUCCCCGCGGACGGCGGAUAACCGUCGGCGAGAGAGAUGGGCGGGCCCCCGCGGCCACGCCCCUGGCCCGGUGCUGCCGUCACGGCGACGCGGCCGUCCGCAGCUCGGGAAGAGGGGUUUGUUCGCUCGCUUGUCACCGGCUGACAGGUCUGGAAGCAGCCCGGGCUGUCUGGGUCCAGGCAGCUGUCCCUUAUUAACAGGACACAGUCAAGCCUGUACAACCCGCCAAAUGCGUCGCGGCGGGGGGGCGGAGCUGGCUGGUUCCCGGGCUUAUAGAGGCCCGUGGGUGACACGGACAAAGGCAAGCUAGCUGUGUGACAGUGCCGGGGUGGUAAAAUCAGUCCGCGGCGGUUGGCCUGAAAAUCCUUCAUGCUGCCGAGGUCCUUCCGGGUGGUUCUAUUGUUUUGUAAUUACAUCUGUGAAAGGGUGACCUGCUGGAAGGAGGCUGGUUGUGUUCCUGAUGUUUCAUAAAUUCUGCGUUUGUGAUGAAAGGAAUUGAGAAUUCAUGAAUUGCUCAUAGCAUUCCCUCCCUGGGGACUGUCUUAGUAGCAUCUUUACAGUGUUUCCUUUGAGUCUCAAUAACCAUUGAAAGUGGGGCAUGUUGGAGCAUUAUUAAAUGUGCCUCUUUGGCUUUACCCAACUCUCUGAAGUACAGAGUUCUGUGAAAUGCACUGGAACCAAUCCGAUCCUGCGUGACAAUGAAAGGAUUUCAACGUUAAUGGAGUCAAAUCCAAGGCCAUUACAAUGGUUAAUCGGUUGGACUGGCUUGUCUUAGAGGUGUGAUGGUUUUUUUUGGUGGAAAAGCUAGGAGCUACAUACUGAGAACAGUCCUGUGUUGCCUGAGGGGGACCGGUCAAUCUUUGAAGAUCCCGUCUACCCUGAUUUGAUUGCCACCGUUAUGCCAGUCAUUUGUGAUGUCAUAAGCGCACAUCACUACUGUAAGGACUGGAACCAACUUAAGCAACCACAACCCUGGGCACUAGUAUCAAGCUGCUGAAUACAAUUCGGACACACGUACACACACACACACACAAACACUUCAUCAAAUGAGAUUGGUUUCAGAUUGUUGUGAUGGCUUUUGUUGAAGUGUUGCAAAUAACAAAUAGCCUAUAUCCAAUGAUGAUUCAAAAUGAAUAUUUGCAAAUUUGCUAUGAUGCUGUUGUGAUGACUUGUUACAGAAAAUACUGCUUCUUAAAAUCUAAUAUCCGUAUUGAGGUAAAUUAGACAAUAUAUAUUUAAAAAAAUGUUGAACAUUGGGCUUCAAUUUGACCACCUUUUUACCUUUUCCCACAAGCAUACGGCUCAGUUAUGAAAGCCUGUUGCAGAGAUAUCUUUCUUAGUAGUGCAAGGAACACGGUUUGUUCCAUUGUAGUGCUUUACAUGAAUAAUAAAUAUCUGCGUUUGUUACCUACGGUGGUAAUAGAGGGAAACAGUAAUGUGUUUCAGGCACACUGCUUAGGUUAUGAGAAACAGGGUCAUUUAGUUAGGUUUCGUGCUACUGCUAAGCUGAAAAAUGUACACAUAUUCACAUGUACAUAACUAUAAAAUGUGGUAUGAAUAAACAUGACACAAUCGUUUUUGAUUAUCGUUCUAUUAUGGCUUUUUUGGUAUACGUUGAACCGUCAUCUUAAAAGGCUUUUUUCGUUUGUGUUGCUUUGAGAAAAAUUGCCUCAGAACCUUUGGCUGAAACGUGUCGGAUCCAUCUUCUGUUUCGAGUUUUGUGAUGAAGGUGGUAUCUGCCUCUCAACCAGUCAGUUUAGCAUAUGGUCACCUCAGAAAUCCUCUCUCCUGUUUGCUUUGGAGUACAUAGAAAAACACCAAUGACAGCCCUUUAAACGAAAGACAGUUUUAACUGCUACUAAAUCUCACUUUUAAGAAUGUGCCACUUAAUGCUCUAUUUUCAUCAUGCUACUUGAAUUUUUUUGUUAUAAAAAUGUGUAUGUUACUUGAAGUUCUGUGUGUAUACUUGAAUACUCACAAUUAGCUAUUCUUUUAAUGGUGAGUAAAUUGUAACCAUGUUCUUGCCUGCCAUUGGUAAGGUAUAUACAUUAGAGUGUUUCUAGUAUUGCAUGUUAGUGAACAAGAAUGUACUUUUCAUUGGCUGAGCACUUUACCAUUAAAUGAAAUUGGUCUGAGAUUUAUCCUAUUUCUAUGUUAUUUUACACAUGCAGCCAAACUUAGAUUUCAAACUCUUCUGAAAUUCUGAUUAAAGUUUGAAAAGUACAUAUUUGUAAAUUAAAUGGAUUUGCUGAAGAAAACGUUUGUGUUACUUGUGGUUUAAAAGUAAACUUUUCACAUUUUCCUUGUAUGCAUACUCUGUUCAACUGAUUUUAAAUGACUAGCAUUUUGAAAUAUGUAUUACUGAUAACAUGCAUUUAGUAGAAUGUGUAUUCGUUUUAAGGCUACACACCAUGAUAAUAUUUUAUGUGUGUAUGUGUGUGUGUGUAUAUAUAUAUAUAUAUAUAUAUAUAAACGCACAUAUGUACACAAAGAUGUUGUUUAUCACAUUUGAAUGCGUAUGUGAAAAUAGAAAAGAAAUAAUAUAAUUUACUGUUGUCAUGACUUUAAUAUAAAACUUCUCCAAAAAUCCAAUUUUUUCCAAUUUGACUUUAGUGCAUUGGGAUUUAAUGAAUGAUUUUGCUCUCUGCUGGCUGUACGCCAAUGUUGGCCACUGAUGGAGUUUCUUGGGUUGGCAGUAACAUCUUGCAUGUUUAUAUUAUGGAGAUAAACAAGUGUCGUAAAUAUUUGCCUUUCAAAAGAUGGCAAACGCAUACUCACAUUGACAAUGCUCAAGAGGAAUUAUUUGGAUACAAAAUAAAUUAUGAUUAAAUGUGUAUUUUUGUGUUCACAUCUAAAAAAACCCUAAAUGUUAAUGUCACAGAUUUUUUUUGCAAUUGCGAAUUACAUACGUUCCAUUUUUGGGUGUGUUUGCAAAAACCCCCCUGCCCUUUUUACAGUAAAGGCACAGGCAAUCGGAUUCUGUGAACAAGCUGUUUUAAUUCCAGUUUCAGUUUUAUCAUCUGGCAAAGCUCACCUUUAAAAAAAAAACAAAAAAAAAAACAACCUUUUUCCAUAAGGGACCAUAAGUUUAGAGCUCUGGUUCUUUCUGUGAUUGUGUCCGGAUAUAAUCAUGUUUAACACACUGGCCUCAGCACACCAAAACAUGUACACUAAGUACUGUAAAAACAAAAACAUCCACUGGAUUCUGCUCAGAUGUGUAGUCCUACUGGCCACAAUGUGUGCAGUGAAAACACACACUAACCUGGCCUUUCAGUGAUGGAAAGGUAUUGCAGUACAUUCUACUGUAGCCAUUAGUGAAACAUAUUCAGUGAUGGAUUUAAUUGACUUUAAUGAAAGAGAAAGGACUGGAAUUACAUGAGACAGUGACGAAGGACUGCAUUGGACAGCACAUCACACAGGCCUAGUGGUCUUCACAAACAGUAGACAUUUUUAACACACAGCCCUGAAAGAGAAAUUGUUAGUAAGCUGUUUUAGAUUUUACAGUACCAAUCUGCUUAAUGACAUCAUCUUCAGUCAAUAGUGCGCAUAGAAUGUAAAAUGAAAUGCUGUGUACUUAAUGUGACUUAAACAUAAUUCGGUAUAUUAUACACUUAAUACACUCUAUUUGAUAAUAAAAUAGUACCAUAACCAUG
Messenger RNA from Anguilla anguilla (European eel), 5728 nucleotides. It is a transcript of the gene spock2, whose product is annotated as SPARC (osteonectin), cwcv and kazal like domains proteoglycan 2. Bases 214 to 1482 code for a protein of 422 amino acids. Lineage: Eukaryota; Metazoa; Chordata; Actinopteri; Anguilliformes; Anguillidae. The transcript has 11 exons. Gene Ontology annotation, molecular function: protein binding; calcium ion binding. The record is from RefSeq and is a predicted model, not a curated record.